GGGGCACGACUUCUUUUUGCCCUCUGCCCUCGCCCGCGAUCUCAAGCACACGACACCAUGGCGGCCAAGGCAGCGGAGGCUCUCGACAGUCUCAACUUGGACGAGUCCAGCACAAAGGCCGUGAACGGCGCCCCCAAGAACGGCACGCAGAACGGCGACGUAGACAACGGCGACUCGGACGACGACGCCGAGGCCGACGACGGCGCGCCCGAGACCACCGCAGAGGGCGCCGCAAAGAAGAAGAAGAAGCGCAAGCCGCGCAAGAAGAAGAAGGCCGGCGCAUCGUCAGGCCCCAAGGUGCAGACGGCCCCGCCGCGCGUGCCCGUCCACGAAAUCUUCCUCAACGACAGCUACCCCGAGGGCGAGACGCACGAGUACCUCGACGAGAAUGCCUACCGCACCACCAGCGAGGAGAAGCGCCACCUCGACCGCAUGAACCAGGACUUCCUGACCGACUACCGGCGGGGCGCCGAGGUGCACCGCGAGGUGCGGCAAUGGGCACAGAAGUGGAUCAAGCCAGGCAUGACGCUGACCGAGAUCGCCGAGGGCAUCGAGGACUCGGUGCGGGCGCUCACAGGACACCAGGGCCUCGAGGAGGGCGAUGCGCUCAAGGCCGGCAUGGGCUUCCCCACGGGCCUCAGCAUCAACCACUGCGCCGCGCACUACACGCCCAACGCCGGCAACAAGAUGGUGCUGCAGCAGGAGGACGUCAUGAAGGUCGACUUCGGCGUGCACAUCAACGGGCGCAUCGUCGACUCAGCCUUCACCAUGCACUUCGACCCCACCUACGACAACCUCGUCAACGCAUGCAAGGAUGCGACCAACGCAGGCAUCAAGGAGGCCGGCAUCGACGUGCGCAUGUCGGACAUUGGCGCCGCGAUCCAGGAGGUCAUGGAGAGCUACGAGUGCGAAAUCAAGGGCACGACGUAUCCGGUCAAGUGCAUCCGCAACCUCAACGGGCACAGCAUCGGGCGGUAUAGCAUCCACGGCGGCAAGACGGUGCCGAUUGUCAAGGGCGGCGACCAAACUAAGAUGGAGGAGGGUGAAACCUUUGCCAUUGAGACGUUUGGCAGCACCGGCAAGGGCUAUGUCCGGGAUGAUAUGGAAACAUCGCACUACGCCAUGCGCGAGGACGCGCCCAACGUGCCUCUCCGCGUCAACUCGGCGCGCACCCUCCUCGCAUCCAUUACCAAGAACUUCGGCACGCUCCCGUUCUGCCGCCGCUACCUCGACCGUCUCGGCCACGACAAGUACCUGCUCGGCCUCAACAACCUCGUUUCCGCGGGUAUCGUGGAGUCGUAUCCUCCGCUGGUCGACAUCAAGGGGAGUUAUACCGCGCAAAGCGAGCAUACGUUCAUCCUCCGCCCAACGUGCAAGGAGAUUGUGUCUCGCGGCGACGACUACUAACCGCAUCCCCACGGUAUCAUGAUAGAAAAUGGCAUUUUCGUUCGCAUUGGGCCGAUUCGGAAACGCAUGGAGAGAUUUGCAUGUGGCUAAGACUGACUGGCUGGCUGGCUGGGUUGGUUGCCCGGGGCUUGGGCUGGCAAAGAACUAAAAUUCUUGGAAAUGUAUACUGAGCUAUUUCAGAAGAUGAGAUGAGAUAAGACAAUGAAUCAUGAACCCGCAACGAGAGGUGUAUGUGUUGUAGAGGCGAUGGCCUGGGAGUGUUGAGGGUUGGGGUGGAUGAGUUCAGUUUCGCUUGCGCGUAUGAGUCCGAGUCUGGCUUUGCAUACUAUCUUCAGGUGUCCCACGGUGCAAGAGAGCAUCGGGUUCAAAGGAUACAACGUCCAUUGAAAACAUACGGAUAGUCAGGAUCACUUCAUGUUUUUCACACCAUGUAUCAGAUCAUUGGAAC
Paraphaeosphaeria sporulosa is the source of this 1855-nucleotide messenger RNA. Its product is annotated as methionine aminopeptidase 2-like protein. Gene Ontology annotation, molecular function: metalloaminopeptidase activity. The transcript has 4 exons. Lineage: Eukaryota; Fungi; Ascomycota; Dothideomycetes; Pleosporales; Didymosphaeriaceae. The record is from RefSeq and is a predicted model, not a curated record. The coding region runs from base 58 to 1407 and encodes 449 amino acids. Gene Ontology annotation, biological process: proteolysis.